This is a messenger RNA of Exophiala xenobiotica, 1674 nucleotides long. RefSeq lists its product as uncharacterized. The record is from RefSeq and is a predicted model, not a curated record. Lineage: Eukaryota; Fungi; Ascomycota; Eurotiomycetes; Chaetothyriales; Herpotrichiellaceae. The transcript has a single exon. Gene Ontology annotation, molecular function: transmembrane transporter activity. Gene Ontology annotation, biological process: transmembrane transport. The coding region runs from base 1 to 1674 and encodes 557 amino acids. Gene Ontology annotation, cellular component: membrane.
AUGGCCCUUCAAAUGCUAGGUGACCAUACCACUGCCACCGCAGGAAAUCCCCAAGAUGUCGCCACACAAUCCUUGAACCCUUCUUCGAACGAAAACAGCAAUAUGGACUCAUCAUGCCCCGAGAAAGUCCAGAUAGAGGCAGACGUCGAAGAGUCAAUGGAGGUUCGGAUUGAGCGACUAGGACGCGAGCGUCCAUCGACUUUCAAGUCGAUAUGGGCUGAAGUCGGCUUUAUCUUUUCUGUCCUCAUGUCCCAGAUCCUGACUGAAUACUUCGUCUCGGGCUUCAACAUCAUUCUCCCCACACUCAUCGAGGCGUUGGACAUCCCUCAAGCGUCUAGCGUGUGGCCGGCUACGGCAUUCUCCUUGGUCAUCGCAGCUACAUUGCUCGUGUUUGGCAGAUUAGGCGAUAUGUACGGUGGAUACCCUGUCUAUCUCAUAGGUCUGGCCUGGCUUGUGGUCUGGAGUAUCGUAUGCGGCUUCGCAGUCAAUCCGUUGAUGAUGGACCUGUGUCGAGCACUACAGGGAUUGGGACCAGCUGCAUUCCUACCAACGGGUGUCAUGCUCAUCGGCACCGCAUACCGACCUGGUCCACGCAAGAACCUGGUCUUCGCGCUCUACGGCACCGCCGCCGUGAUAGGAUUCUACUUUGGCAUUUUCUGCGCCGGGAUCGUUGGCCAAUUUAUUCGCUGGGGAUGGUAUUUCUGGAUCGGCGCCGUCUUGACGUUCACCACGCUCAUCACGUCGGUCCUUUUUGUACCCGACGACAGCAAAGAGCGCCGCAGGAACGGGAUUAAAAUGGACUGGCUCGGCGCUGGGGCUACUGUCUCCGGUAUAGUCCUCGUCGUCUUCGCUAUCACCGAGUCGGCACAUGCAAAGCAAGGCUGGCGUACGCCCUAUAUCCCCACGUUGUUGUGCGUCGGGUGUAUCCUGCUCCUGGUUGCUGUGUACAUCGAGGGUUGGGUGGCCGAAAUGCCGUUACUGCCUGCCGACAUCUUCACAACACCCUGUAUGACCCAACUCACCGUUGCACUGAUGUUGCUGUACGGCAAUUGCGGCAUCUACUUGCUCUACGGGACACUAUAUUUCCAGAAUAUUAUGGGCGCCACACCGCUGCAGGUGGUGGCUUGGUUCACGCCGGUGGCGGUUGGUGGGAUUGUUUUAAACAUCCUGGAGGGCUAUAUCCUGCAUCUCGUGUCGGGCCACUUCCUUCUCAUUGUUGCUGGAGCGGCAGCGGUCGGGUCUCCCAUGCUCCUUGCUUUUGUGCCUGAGGGUGGGAGUUAUUGGGCGUGGAUCUUCCCAUCCUGUAUUUUCACCACGAUGAGCAUCGACCUCUCGUACACGGUGAUCUGCGUGUUCAUCACGACAAAGUUGCCAGCGGCAAGGCAGGGUCUGGCUGGCGGGCUGAUCAAUAGCGUUUUGCAACUCGGAAUGGCGCUCGUCCUUGGAUUGAGCGACAUUAUACAGUCAUACACAUUGGACGAAGUGGGGUUGAGGAAGAGCUAUCAGAACGUGUUCUGGUUAGCCGUGGCUGCCGGUGCUGCGAGUCUCAUCAUGAUGGUCAUCUGGGGCAAAAUCGGCAAAGCCGCGAGCGACCUCACUGCGGACGAGAAGUUGGAGCUAGAGCGUGAAGCAGUCAGACUCUCUUCGCCGAGAGCAGAAACAGGUGGCAAUUGA